Messenger RNA from Lachancea dasiensis, 648 nucleotides. Lineage: Eukaryota; Fungi; Ascomycota; Saccharomycetes; Saccharomycetales; Saccharomycetaceae. The record is from the annotation of a GenBank genome assembly.
AUGACCACUGAAUGCGAAAGACAGCCGUUGGCGAAGGUGUCGAGCUCUCGAAUGAACAAGCUGAAUGGCAACUUUUCCAGCGGAACGCUUUCCAAGAGCUCCACGACCAUUAAACCGCCGCACGCUUCAAAACUCCCGUCCAUCAAGUCGAUGAUACACCAGGACUCAGAGACGUGGCCGCAACCCAAUAGCCUUGAGCAGCGAAUGGUGGUGCAGGCGACGACGGAGGCAGCUCCGCCAAAGGUGGAUUUCGAUCAGGUUUCUCAAAAACUCAAGAUACGCAUGCAAUACGCCUACUACAAAUACCGCACAAGACAGACCCCAGUGGGCCUGCGGGAAUGCCCCACGCCGCGCAACAGUGACGAACAAGAUGCUGUCCGGUCGCUGAGGCGCUCCCGACCGGCCACAAGAGCUCAUUCGUCGUCGAGUGCGCACGCCAUUUCCAACACUGUUUGCAAACCUUCGAGGCGCUUGGUGAUGUCCCAGGGCUCGUUUAGAACUCCGGUCAAGCCAAAUCUCUGGAACCCAAACCCCAACGCUCCGGGCGCCAGAACACCGCUAGAUCCGUUCGACACCAAUCAACAAGCAACCCCGAUGUCUAUGAAAGCAGCAAAAUCAUUGAUCGAUCUGUUUUCCAGUAACCAAUGA